AUGAUUUUCUACCUCUUGACAUAUUUGGUUACUGUUCUUUAUCUUAGUGCAUUCAGUGUCUCGUCUAAUUGUGCUCCUCGGUCGCCCUCCAAGCAUUACGAUGGCACGAUUCAGGGCCAAGGUGCCUACCGGCUGAUCGCGGAUAGCAACAUUUGUGAAACUACGCCUGGAGUCCAUACUUACUCCGGCUACAUUAACAUUUCCCAUAAUCACUCAAUGUUUUUUUGGUUCUUUCAAGCGCGUAACAAUCCUCAGAGCGCGCCGUUCACUCUCUGGUUAAACGGAGGCCCAGGAUGCAGCAGUCUGAUCGGUGCUUUCCAAGAAAACGGCCCUUGUAAGGUCAACGCACAAGGUAACGCAACGACCUUGAAUCCUUACUCAUGGAAUAAAUACGCUCAUGUUCUUUAUUUGGACCAACCGAUUCCUGCGGGUUUCUCAUACGGCAUUCACGACGUCUACAGUACACAGCAAGCGGCGCACCGCGUUUGGAAAUUCUUCCAAAUCCUUUUCAGUAUCCCCCAUUUCUCGACGUAUGAGUCUCGCGAACUAUCUUUUUGGACUGAGAGCUAUGGGGGCCAGUACGGCCCUAAAUUCACAGAACACUUUGAACAUCAGAACAGCAUGAUCAAAGCGAAGAAGAUUGAAGGACAUAUCGUACAUCCUGCCUCCUUGGGAAUAACUACUGGCUGGUUUGACCCCUACUACCAUUACCCAUCGUACUACGACUAUGCCCAAGCCAAAUAUAACCACGUAGAGGAUCUUGUGGAGUCAUAUGUCUUAGCCGGGAUCAAAAAAGCCUUGGACUCUCCCAACGGCUGUGUAGCCCAGAUCAAGCAAUGUGCCUACACUGGUAAUAACACGAUUUGUCGAGAAGCCGACGACUUUUGCACGCGAUACGUGUCAAACCCUGCCAUGGGAGAGAGGAAUCCGUACUUCUUUACCAAUCCGAGGACGGAUCCUUUCCCAUCAGAAUCAUAUCUCAAAUAUUUAGCCAUGCCGGAAGUCACGAGUGCAAUCGGUGCGGAAUCAAAAUUCACCGAAUGCCCAGAUGGUCCCAAUGACGAUUUCACAACCACUGGAGACGCCGCCAGGUCCUCGACCCCAGCACUUGCUAAGCUACUCGACAAAGGAUUGCGUACUGUGAUUUGGGCUGGUGACCGUGAUUUUAUUUGUAACACGCUCGGUGGUUAUCGAUCCAUUAGCUCGAUGAAGUGGAAAUAUGCAGAAGAAUUCCGCAAAGCACCUUGGUCUACGUUACACUUCAAAGGCCAAAUCGCUGGAAAAUACAAGACAGCCGGUCCCUUGACCUACAUCACAGUGUACAACGCAGGUCACGAAAUUCCCGCAUACAAACCAGAACUGGCCUUAGAGGUUUUCAGACAAACCAUCUUGCAUGAACCUAUUCACAGUACCUAG
Molecule: messenger RNA, 1416 nt
Organism: Puccinia triticina
Lineage: Eukaryota; Fungi; Basidiomycota; Pucciniomycetes; Pucciniales; Pucciniaceae
Exons: 15
Coding region: 1-1416 (471 amino acids)
Biological process (GO): proteolysis
Cellular component (GO): fungal-type vacuole
Molecular function (GO): serine-type carboxypeptidase activity
Source: RefSeq, a predicted model, not a curated record